AUGGUCUAUUUCAAGAUGUCCCAGCCCAACAGAAACAUCUAUCGGCUCCCUGGACCUCGUCCUGUCUCUAAAUUUGCCUCCAACAUGGACUCUUCCUCCUUCUUGGACUCUCUCUCCCAGGAGUUUACCAACUUGACCCGUCUUCUGUACUGGCCUCCCAUCCCAGGAGGUGCGGGGGACAUUUUGGCCUCUACCAGCCCCCAGACCUCUACCUACCACCUGAGGAGUCCUGCUCAGGCCAGCUAUGCCCUGGGAAGCUCCCUGGAGGCCAUCCUUGUGGCCAGGGACCACCGGGGCAGGCCCAAGACCCACGGUGGGGAUCUGUUUCGGGCACAGCUGCUGGGUCCAGAUCUGAAGGCAGGGGUCCCUGGGGAUGUCUGGGACCUGGAAAAUGGCACGUACCUCUUAUCUUUCCCCCUUUUCUGGGCUGGGCAGGCCCAGGUGCAAGUGCGGCUGAUUCACUCCAGCGAGGCAGUUGGGGUUCUGCAGAGAAUCUGGAGAGAGAAAAGCGCCACAGUCGAUUUUAGGGGCUAUUUCCGGGGACCAAAAGGGACUGAAGAGACUGUGAUUUGCAAUGUCGACCCCCAGUCAACUGGUACAAAAGGGCCUACCUGCCAGUACAGGGAUAUGGUUUCUGGUGAACUCUGGUUCUGUGCUAAACCUCCUACCCUGCCCUGCAACUUUCUAGUUGGUCAUUCAAGUGGGAGUUAUCUGAAGGUGACCACUCCACGUGACGAGGCCCUGCUGGCAUGGAAUGUGACUGACAAGCUGCUCCCUCAGGGAAUUUCUCCAAUUCAGAUCAGGACAGCAGCCACAGGGAACAUCAGUCUGGCCCUGUCCCCGCGGCUCCCAUGCCGCCCUGGGCUCCUGGUUCCAAAGCCCUCUGGCUUCUACCACCAAGAUGUGUGGCACUCGCUGGCCUGCUCCAGCCGCUCCUUCUCCACUGUCGACAGCAUCCUGGGCUGCCUGGCUGGCCACGUCAUCCACAUGAUGGGGGACUCCACGCUUCGGCAGUGGUGGGAGUAUCUCCGGGACACCGUGCCCUCCCUGAAGCCAGUGGAUCUACAUGUCACAUAUCAGACAGGGCCCCUGAUGGCUGUGGACACCACCCGGGACAUAGUGCUGCACUGGAGGGCCCAUGGCUGGCCCCUGCGCUCCCUCCGCACACCAGUGGCCUCCCUGCAUUCUGUGGCCCGGGAGCUGGAGGGCCUGGCCGGGGGUCCCCACACUGUGGUGGUGCUGGGUCUGGGAGCCCACUUCACCACUUUCCCCCCAUCCAUCUUUGUGCGACGGCUGGCAGGGAUCCGGGCGGCUGUGACCGACCGUGAGCCGGGAGUGGAUGCCUGGGAAAUGACCUCCAGCCUGGCUGUGCCAGACAACAUCCACCCAGGGAAGCUCAUUGUCCGGAAUGAGGUGGACUUACUCCUCUCCUUCAUCUGCCCCAGCUGAGUGCUUCUGAGGGUCCUGGCGUGGUGUUGAAGGACAGCCUGGGACCUGGCCAUCAGAACUGUGAGGAGGACCACAGCAGUGAUGGGACCUUGAACUUCACAAUGACUCAGAGAGGAUUAAUUGCUCCAAGACUGGCCACCUAGGAUAAACCAUUGUUCAUAUUUUGGUGAAUUUCAAUUAUCUGUCUAUGCACCUCACACACACAUGUGUAAUUUUAUAUCAGUGAAAUCAUACUUCGCUCGCCUUCUUUUUUAAAAAUUAUUUUAUUUAACUUUAUUUCUUUAAUUUGACCAGACUGAGACAGAGUGAGAGAGAGAGAGAGAAAGUGAGAG
This is a messenger RNA of Tupaia belangeri chinensis (Chinese tree shrew), 1781 nucleotides long. Its product is annotated as NXPE family member 3. The record is from RefSeq and is a predicted model, not a curated record. NCBI's taxonomy places the organism in Eukaryota, Metazoa, Chordata, Mammalia, Scandentia, Tupaiidae.